Impatiens glandulifera is the source of this 2265-nucleotide messenger RNA. RefSeq names its product probable transcription factor KAN4. Gene Ontology annotation, cellular component: nucleus. The transcript has 6 exons. Gene Ontology annotation, biological process: regulation of DNA-templated transcription; abaxial cell fate specification. Bases 472 to 1788 code for a protein of 438 amino acids. Gene Ontology annotation, molecular function: transcription cis-regulatory region binding. Lineage: Eukaryota; Viridiplantae; Streptophyta; Magnoliopsida; Ericales; Balsaminaceae. The record is from RefSeq and is a predicted model, not a curated record.
UGUAGAAUAUGUAUUAUUCUAUCAUGUAUAGAUUUGAAUUGAAUGAUAAUUAAUACAACUUACAUGAGAAUAUAUAUAUAUAAGAAGAUAAAAGUAAAAGAGUAACAGAAAAUACACUAUUCAAUUUUUUUAUUAAAUUGGAACUAAAUGAAGCAGCAAGGAAAAUAGGUCAAGUGACUCUUUCUUCCUUUCUUUGUUACCAAUUCCAUCAUUAAAUAGUAUUAUAUAGUAGUACUAUAUGAUUAUUAAAUAAAAUAAUAAAUUUCUUCUUCUUUCUUCUUCUUCUCUCUACCACUCACUGUCAUUUUCCAACUUUAUACUCUCUUCUCUUCUCUCCAUCAUCGAUCACCACAUCCAUAAUCUUUUCUUCAUUCUCUUUCUCCAAAAUUAAUCCCCUUUCCCUUUCCCCCUUUCUUCUCAAAUAGGAUUUAAACCAACAAACACCAAAUCUUCUUCUUUAAACCAAAAAAAAUGCCCUUCCAAGGGAUCUCCAUUGAUCACCACCACCACCAUCACCAAUCUUCAAAUCCACUCCCACCUCCUGAUCUCUCUCUACAUAUUAGCCCUCCAAACCCUUCAUCCCAGAUAAGAAUCGAUCUCUCCGGCCACCGACGCUACCGGAAACCUGACACUGCCGCCUCCACCGACCUCUCCUUAGCCCACCCAUCAUGCAUUAACAUCUCAUCCACUACCCCUGAACUAAUCAAACACCAUUAUCAUCAUCAUAAUCAAUAUUACCAUCAUCAUCAACAACAGCCGCCGCCGCCGACGCUGCCACCGCCGCCUCAUAAAUUUCCUCCUCAUCACCACAGUUUGAAGCCCAUCAAGGGCAUCCCAAUCUAUCAGAACCGUACAUUCCCAUUCUUAGCGCUGGACCAUGGUAACAAAGAUGUGGAUGAUCAAAAACUAAUUUCCAACCUAUACCAUCAUCAUCAUCAACAGCAGCAACAACAACAACAAAUCUCGUCUUACCUAAACGGGUCUGGCUUGGAUCCGAUGUCCAUUUUAUCUCCAAACGGAUCCUCACCACCAUCCCCUUAUCAUAGGAGAUUUAACGGUCCUACUUUAAUGUCAUCAACUUCCCCAGGUCAAUAUCUCCAUGACUCCGGCGGCGGCGGAAACGGAUCGAUAAUGAUGAGAUCUAUGCCAUCAACAAGAUUCAGUCCAAAGAUGCCGCCGGUAAAAAGGAGCAUGAGGGCACCGAGAAUGAGAUGGACAAGCACCCUUCACGCCCGAUUCGUUCAUGCCGUCGAUCUCCUUGGCGGCCAUGAAAGGGCUACACCAAAGUCUGUUCUAGAGCUAAUGGAUGUUAAAGAUCUAACGCUAGCUCAUGUCAAGAGCCAUUUACAGAUGUAUAGAACUGUUAAGACAACAGACAAGCCUGCAGUUUCAUCAGGUCAAUCUGAUGGAUCUGGAGAGGACGAUAGUGAUUCCCGCGGAGCAGGGGGGAGUGGCGCCGCCGCCGACGUUCUAAGAAGGUUUAUUGAUCAAAGGGUAUCUAAUAAUUCCGAUGUGGCCAUUCAACUAGAAACAACAGAUAAUAAUUACCCUAAUUCAACUACUCUUUGGAGUAAUUCUUCAAGGGAGACUUGGAUGCAAACAGACACAAACAACGAAGAUUUCCGACCAUCUUCUUUGUCGUCACAUGGUAGAUUGAGAAACAUUUCGCAGGAUAACGAACUGAAUCAUUCGAAGAUAUUCUUAGAUUCCGGCGUCUUAAAUCAAAUAAACCCAAGCUUGGAGUUCACAUUAGGAAGACCAGAUUGGCGUGACAAAGAUGAUGAUUGAUCACUAAAGAGUUUUGUUUAACCAAAAUUAAAAUGUGUGGUUUUAUUGUAACCAUUAAUCUGUGGUUUUAGUGGUUUUUAAUAGCCGAAAAAAAUAGUAGAUGAAGCAAUAUGUUUAUCCUCUUAACCGGUAGGUCGUAGGUUCGACCUAUACUUGGCUUGGCUUGUUUGUCCCGAUAAAAAAAAUCGGGAGCUUCUAAAAGGUUUGAAAAGAAUCGAGGAGGAUAGAAGAAGAAGAAAAAACUAAAGUGUCCUACAGUUCCUUGCAUGUCAAGCCUCAUUUUGUAUUUUUGGCAUUUCCCCCUAGUUUCAUGUUAAUUAAUACAUGCAUUAAACCCUUUUUGUUAGUUUUUUCUUCUUCUUAUUCAUUAUUGUUGUAUUUAUUUUAAUUAUAUUUUCGGCUCCUUGAUGUAUAUGAUCUAUGAAGUUCGAGAGUUUGCAUAACUAUUUUGCUUAACAUAAUAUUUUUUUGAUUGAA